Messenger RNA from Microplitis demolitor, 2039 nucleotides. RefSeq names its product coiled-coil domain-containing protein 22 homolog. Bases 142 to 1956 code for a protein of 604 amino acids. NCBI's taxonomy places the organism in Eukaryota, Metazoa, Arthropoda, Insecta, Hymenoptera, Braconidae. The transcript is spliced from 6 exons. Gene Ontology annotation, molecular function: cullin family protein binding. The record is from RefSeq and is a predicted model, not a curated record. Gene Ontology annotation, biological process: positive regulation of ubiquitin-dependent protein catabolic process.
CGGUCUCACUUAUGGCCUCCCCAUGUUUACACCCAAGAAACUUUUUCCCAGAAUUAGAUGUUAAAAAUAUUUUAUAGUCCAAGAAAAAUACAAUGUCCUAACGAAUAAAAAAAAAUUAACCGAAGUAAUUAAAUAAUUAAGAUGGAGGAAGUUGACAAUAUUAUUAUUCACUCGUUGCGACAAAUUGGCUGUGAUAUUGAUGAGGAGAUAGUAAAUUUAAAUGGAUUCACAACAGAAUUAAUUGUUGAUGCUACGGUUCGUUGUCUGGAGAUAAUUAAACCAGGGGUUGAAUUAUCAAGAACGUUACCGAUCAAUAUGGCUGCUAGGUUCAGAAUUGGGGCAACAUUAGCACAAAUAUGUUCGGAUCUGGGGUACAGAGGAGACAUUGGGUACCAGACGUUUUUAUACAGUUCUGAAAUUGAUUUGAGAAGAGUUUUUAUGUUUCUUAUUGAGAAGCUGCCGAAAGAUAGCGACAAAGACAACGGUGUGCUGCUGAGUAAAUAUGACGAGCUGGAACGAAGAGUUGGGAGUGUGUUGAUGCAGCAGAUGACGAGAGCCUGGUUGCCGCAUUACUGUCAUAAGACCCUGGGCGGAGGGUACGUGAAGAUGCGCUACGAGAGCGUUGAUCUGGAGGUCACGGUUUUGAAUGCUGAAGAUAAUAUUAAAGACUAUCAAACACGGUACCAAUUGUUAAUUAACGAGCAAUUGUCUUCACCAAAGACGUUAAUGCCUUCAAUUAUUUCUAGUAAUUCAAAAUUUUUGUACGCAAAACCUUCUGAUAUUUCAUCGCGCAUCCAGUGGCUCAAUGAUAAAAAUUUACAAUUAAUUAAUGAUAGUAAUAAUGAUAAUAUUACAAGACUGAUGAGUAGAUUUUCAUUAAACGAACGCCUAAAUACUGAUAAAUUAAUUAAAAAUAAAAAUAAUAAAUUAGAAGAAUUAAUUAAUAAGAAUAAAAAUGAUGACGUGGGAGGGAAAAAGGAACAAGAGGAAAAGGAUAAAAAAAAAUUAACGGAAGAGGAAGAAAAAAAAACGGCAGUCGAGUUAUUGAAAGGAGAGUGCGAUACUUUGCGAGCUGAGUACGAGGAAAUAGUGGAAGAAAUUAAAAAAUUGGAGAUUAAAUCGGUCGAGGAGCAAGCGAAGUUUGAAGAAAAAGAGAGGGAGUUUGAAAAGUUUAAGGAGGAGCAUAAAGUUAAAAAUAAAAUUUACGAAUUGCUGGAGGAUGGAGAUAAUAAUAUUAAGAAAUUGGAAGAGGCUAUUGAGGCAGAUAAAAAUAAGCUGAUUAAUUUAGCAGAGCAGUGGGAAAAACACAGAGCACCACUGAUAAAAGAGUAUCGGGAUGAGAGGGAUAAAUUUUACGCACAGGCUAGUACCAGUCAGAAAAAAUUAGACGAAUUACGUCAGUUACGAGAAACCGAGCGUGAGUUACUAGAAGAAUGUCAGCGAAAAGACCAACAGUACUCGCAAUUACUCUCCGAGGUAUCGAAAUUACCCAAAGAUAUGAAUCGGUCAGCAUACACGCAGCGUAUUCUUGAAAUAAUUAAUAAUGUGAGGAAGCAGAAAGACGAAAUAGAUAAAGUACUCGCAGAUACACGAGAAAUUCAAAAGGAAAUAAAUAUACUGACGGGAAAAGUCGAACGUUCUUUUACGGUCGUCGACGAUAUAAUUUUCCGCGACGCCAAAACAAAUGAAACUUCACGUCAGGCUUAUAAAUUAUUGGCAACUUUACAUAGUGAUUGCGCUGAAUUAAUAAAUUUAGUCGAAGAAACUGGGACAGUCGUCAGAGAAAUUCGCGACUUAGAAGAACAAAUUGACACAGAGUCUAAAAAAAAUAUCGGAGCAAACUUAGAGCGAAUAACAGCAGACUUGGAUCAGAUGAGACAAGAAACCGCUUCGCUGACAGCGCAAUUGGAGAAGAAAAAAAAAUCUAAACUCCUGGCGGAAAUAAAAAAUUACUGAAAAAAAUAUAAUAAAAAUGCAUUUAUAUUAAUUAUUAAUUAAUGAAAAUUGUAAUAAUAAAUUUUUAUAAAUUACAAAUUAAA